AACCUCUGGGGAGUCCCGGUUAGUGUUUUGCCCUAGCUGCUGCUUUCUUGCUUUGCAUAAGCCAAGUGCAAAGAGAAAAUGAAAGCCAGGAAUAAAUACUAAUUGCUUCCAAGGACCAUGUGCUGCUGUUGUGUGGGUGCUCACAAAGCACAACAGGAUUCUGCUGUGCUGAGCAAGGCGGAUUCAGGCAGAGCAACUUAUUCUUGUGCUGAAUGGUUUCUUUUGGCAGGCGGAUAAAGCCGAGCUGACAGGAUGACAAGUACCGGCACCAAGAGCAGCUACAUGGAGCGGUCCCAGAGAACACUCUGCAGGAACCCAUUUCUCAGUAUCAAGUUCUUUGUUUUCUGCCAUGGGUUUCUCCAGCUCUCCCAGCUCCUGGUCUCUGGGUAUCUGAAGAGCUCCAUCUCCACCAUCGAGAGACGAUACGGCCUCUCCAGCCAGACCUCAGGGCUGCUCGCUUCCUUCAAUGAGGUUGGGAACACGUUGCUGAUCGUCUUCAUAAGUUACUUCGGGAGCCGGGUGCACAGACCUCGCUUCAUCGGCUGCGGCGCCAUCCUUGUCUCCUUGGCUGGGUUCCUCAUGUCUCUCCCCCACUUCAUAACUGGACCCUACAAGUAUGACCAGUCCGUUGCCAGUAUGUUCAGCAACACGACCGACCUGUGCCAGCCCGGGGUCCAGGAGUCCCAAGGGAACAUCAGUGAUGCCGGCUGCACACCCCAUGCUGCCAGGGAGAACCACGAGGUUCUCCUCGUCAUGUUCAUCGCCCAGGCGCUGCUGGGCAUUGGUGGUGUCCCCAUCCAGCCCUUUGGAAUCUCCUACAUCGAUGACUUCGCCAGUGAGAGGAACUCCCCUCUCUAUUUGGGCAUCUUGUUCUCGGUGACAGUCAUCGGGCCGGGGGUGGCCUUCAUGCUGGGCUCUGCCAUGCUGCGCUUCUACGUGGACAUUGACAAAGUCACUGGAGGUGAAGUCCAGCUCACGAACAAGGACCCGCGGUGGGUUGGAGCCUGGUGGUUGGGUUUCCUGGUCGCAGCCAGUCUCGUGGCCCUGUCUGCAGUGCCUUAUUUCUUCUUCCCACGGGAAAUGCCAAAAGAGGUGGCGAGUGGGAAGGAGAGUGACAGCAAGAAGAGCGAGGAUGUGCUCAGCCAGCUCAGGUCGAGAUCUGAACAUGUGCAAAACCUCUCUCUAACCAAGUUCAUCAAACAUUUCCCUCUGGUGCUGUUGAGGAACGUGCGCCAUCCUGUCUACCUGCUGGUGGUGCUGGCUCAGGUCAAUCUCUCUGCCAUGGUUGCUGGAUUAGCCACGUUCAUGGGGAAGUUCCUGGAGAGGCAGUUCUCCCUCACGGCAUCCUUGGCCAACAUGAUUAUUGGUGCUGUGAACAUCCCUGGGGCCAUGGUCGGCAUCGUGGUCGGUGGUGCCAUCCUGAAGCGGUUCCAGAUGUCCUUGAGGCAAUGCAGCGCCAUGUGCGUCCUGGGCAUGUUCCUCUGCUUGGUCCUGGCUUUCCCCCUCCUCUUCCUCGGCUGCCCCACGCAGAAGGUCGCAGGUGUUACCUACAGUGAAAGCUCUGAAUUUGGACACCAUGCCUUGGAGUGCAACCUCCAGUGCAACUGCCCCGAGAAAGCCUAUAACCCAAUCUGUGGCUCCAAUGCUAUUGAGUACAUCUCACCCUGUUCUGCUGGCUGCAGGGAUGUGAAUAUCGAUGCAGACAACAACUCAGUCCUGAACUACACCAACUGCAGCUGCAUCUCCGACAACGGGCUCAUGGGCUUUGCCAGACCUGGGACCUGCGGCACCGGCUGCUCCCACCUCUUCCUGCCCUUUGUGAUCCUGUCCUGCCUGGCAGGGAUCCUCGCCAGCACGUCCCACACGCCGUCCUUCAUGCUUAUCCUCAGGAGCAUCCAGCCUGAAGACAAGUCCUUUGCUGUUGGGAUACAGUUCAUGCUGCUGAGAGUUUUAGCCUGGAUGCCAGGACCUGUUCUGUACGGCAGCGCCAUCGACACAACCUGCAUCCUCUGGGAGAAGAAGUGUGACAGGAAAGCAGCCUGCAUAUACUAUGACAAUAACCUCUUCAGGCAAAGGUAUCUUGGUCUCCAGUUUUUCUUUGAGGUUGGGACCUUCCUGUGCUUUGUGACCGUGUACGUGAUCCUCAGACGGCAGGAGAGAGAAGCCAGCAACGCAGCAGGGACAAAGGUGGACCCAGAGAAGGAGAAACUGGCAGGAAACUCCCUAAAGAGCCCAGAAUCCAAAGUGUGACACCAAAAAUUCAUGUCAUUGGAGGUGAAGCCAUGUGAAUCAUGCCACACUUGAACUGUGAAGGAUGGAUGGUUGGAGCGGUGGACAAUGGGGCUGCUUCCUAACGUUCUGGGUGGUAUGUUCUACAUCUGUACUGCCAUGGGAGUCUGUCCAUGUUCUACGCCUGCCUCCUCCACCUCAAUGGUGCAACCUGCUCCUUCAUGUGGAUUAGUCCACACACCUUAACCUUUGGACACUGCAGUCUUCUGAAUUUGUGCCCUCCAAAGCAUUUGCUCCUGCUGACGGUCUUGGUGGUGCCAGCACUGAGCAGUAACCACAGAGCUGAAGGAUUUUGUGGGGUUUUUAAAUAAAUCAUUUGUAAGAAAUGGUUUCGUACUGAA
This is a messenger RNA of Strigops habroptila (Kakapo), 2630 nucleotides long. RefSeq names its product solute carrier organic anion transporter family member 2B1 (gene SLCO2B1). Gene Ontology annotation, cellular component: membrane. Gene Ontology annotation, molecular function: protein binding; bile acid transmembrane transporter activity. The transcript is spliced from 14 exons. The record is from RefSeq and is a predicted model, not a curated record. Lineage: Eukaryota; Metazoa; Chordata; Aves; Psittaciformes; Psittacidae. The coding region runs from base 253 to 2250 and encodes 665 amino acids. Gene Ontology annotation, biological process: bile acid and bile salt transport; sodium-independent organic anion transport; transmembrane transport.